AUGAGAACUUGCAGUUUUGAAGGUCAAAGCAACAAGCGCCUUGAAGAGAUAGAAAGCCAUGCCAGGACUGCCAAGGCAGAGGAUGCCGCACGGUCCGGCGCUUUCCUUGCCGCACGGUCCGGUGGAGUCAUUUUGGCAUUCGGACGAGAAGACUCGAUCUUCAUGCAUCCAGUGAUGGCGGCCGUAGAGGCGCCAAAGGUCAUCGUCAACAAGCCUCAUCUUUUUUGCAUCAAGUGGCGGGGAAUUCGAUCGAUGUUGGUGCAAAGACUGCGAUCAAGAAAGAAGGCAGCUGCGGCAGGUGGAUAG
Molecule: messenger RNA, 306 nt
Organism: Durusdinium trenchii
Lineage: Eukaryota; Dinophyceae; Suessiales; Symbiodiniaceae
Source: the annotation of a GenBank genome assembly